Cucurbita moschata (crookneck pumpkin) is the source of this 777-nucleotide messenger RNA. RefSeq names its product espin-like. Gene Ontology annotation, molecular function: protein binding. Bases 1 to 777 code for a protein of 258 amino acids. The record is from RefSeq and is a predicted model, not a curated record. The transcript is spliced from 2 exons. NCBI's taxonomy places the organism in Eukaryota, Viridiplantae, Streptophyta, Magnoliopsida, Cucurbitales, Cucurbitaceae.
AUGGGUCUGUACGAGGAGAAAAAACAGUUAUACAAGCUAGUGUUGAGGGGAGAAUGGAGGCGUCUGCUGGAGGUAUGUAAGGGUGCGAGGCAGUUAGUGUUUCCGAUCACUAGCAAUCGAGACACGGCGUUUCAUUUGGCAGUGUACAGUGGAAAAAAAGAACCUUUAAAAACAAUUCUUGAGCAGGUGAUGGAGAUGGAUUACACAGAGCAUUGGAAAAGCUCCGCUGAAAACACACCUCUACAUGAAGCUGCCACUGCGGGGAAUUUGGAUGCUUUCAAGCUUUUGGUUGAGUUCAGGAAGGAGGAUUUGUUGGCGUUGAACAAGCGGGGUGAAACGCCUUUGUAUAGGGCAGCCAGAUAUGGGCAACUUCAGAUCGUUGAAUAUAUUUUGAAUGAAUGUGAAGAUUAUUACACUCGAUCUCCCCUAAAUUGGAUGGCAGAUGGUACUACUCCAAUCAUUCAUGAAGCCAUUCAAAGCGAGAACUUUGAGAUGGUUAUGAUGUUGGUGGAUUUCGACAAGUCACUGUUGGAGAUGAAGGAUUCAAAAAACCAGACGGCUCUCCACGUGCUGGCCAAUAUGCCACACAUUUUUGAGAGUGGAUACGUGAAGGGAUUUUGGGGAGAAUUGAUCUAUAACCAGGAUUUGUCGCUAAACAUAAACAUAAUUGGGAGGAGUUCCACCCACCCUAAUUUAGAAAAUAUUCAUGGGUUUAUAAGUAAGGAAUACAUCUAUGAAACGUUUCUAGAAGCACAAAGCAAAAUCAUGAGAGCUUAA